CUUUCACAUACUCAAUACUGACACCGCCGCCGACGACAUUGUACGUCUCCCAAAUUCCUGUCCAGCCUGCUGCUGACCUUCUACUCAAGAACUCAAGAUGCCUCACUCAUUCGGUUACCGUGCGCGUACGCGCGAUAUGUUCAAGCGGGGCUUCAAGGACCACGGCCCCGUCAAGUUGUCGACAUUCCUCAUUAACUACCGCAUUGGUGAUUUCGUCGACAUCAAGGCCAACGCCGCCCAACAAAAGGGCAUGCCUCACAAAUACUACCACGGACGGACUGGCAUUGUCUACAAUGUCACUCCCCACGCCGUCGGUGUCAUUGUCUACAAGGUUGUUGGCAACCGCUACAUCGAGAAGCGGGUGAACCUCCGUGUUGAACACGUGAAGCACUCGAAAUGCCGGCAGGAAUUCUUGGACAGGGUGAAGCGGAACCAUGAUGCACAUGCCGCAGCAAAAGCCAAGGGUGAGCGUAUCUCGCUGAAGCGUGUCCACGCUCUCCCUCGGGAGGCACGCACCGUCUCGAUCGCCCAAAACACGCCGCAAACGAUGACGCCCGUCCGUUACGAGACUACCAUUUAAAUGGGAUGUAUUCGUUUUGCUACUCAUAUGAGGUUUCCACUAUGCAUCGUAUACUACUGUCAUGCUCCCAUGCAAUCAUGACUUGAACGCAACUUCACGGAUGACUAUUACCGCAUCAUCCCUCUGACAC
Molecule: messenger RNA, 710 nt
Organism: Suillus paluster
Lineage: Eukaryota; Fungi; Basidiomycota; Agaricomycetes; Boletales; Suillaceae
Product: ribosomal protein L21e-domain-containing protein
Exons: 4
Coding region: 98-580 (160 amino acids)
Biological process (GO): translation
Cellular component (GO): ribosome; cytosolic large ribosomal subunit
Molecular function (GO): structural constituent of ribosome
Source: RefSeq, a predicted model, not a curated record